Messenger RNA from Bipolaris maydis ATCC 48331, 1686 nucleotides. RefSeq lists its product as uncharacterized. NCBI's taxonomy places the organism in Eukaryota, Fungi, Ascomycota, Dothideomycetes, Pleosporales, Pleosporaceae. Gene Ontology annotation, molecular function: ATP-dependent protein folding chaperone; ATP binding. The record is from RefSeq and is a predicted model, not a curated record.
AUGGGAGGCAGUCGACUGAUAAUCGGGCUCGAUUACGGCACUACCUACACAGGUGUGUCGUUUUGCGAGAUAUCCGAUCCCGCAUCCGAGCAGUCACACAUCGAAGUCAUACAAGAUUGGCCCUCAGGUCAUGGCAAGAUCGGUACAAGAGAGAAAGUACCUAGCGAGAUAGCCUAUCUAGAAGAAGGCGUUCGAUGGGGUUCUGAUAUCCCACCACGUGAGAAGCGACAUAUGUGGACCAAGCUUGAAUUGGAUAACCGCAAAGAUGGUGAGGUUGCUAAGAUCCUUUGCGAGUUGUCUCUACUCGAGUCACGUAAAUCACCCGUGGAGAUCAUCGCCGACUUCCUGGCGCAAGUCAAAGCUCACUUGAUCAAGAAUCUCGAUGAGAAAUUUGGCAAAGAACUGUGGAGAACGCUACCUAUCACUUUGGUGGUCACAGUCCCAGCGGUGUGGUCAGACAUCGCCAAGUAUCGAACCAUGCAGGCUAUUGAGAAAUCUGGCUUUAGUUCUCUCAGAAGUGGAGGUAUGGCAACGCCUGUUAUCAUCACGACAGAACCAGAGGCUGCUGCGCUCUACACGAUCAAAAUGCUACGAGGUACAGCACAGGAUGCUCAGUUAGCAAUCGGUGACGGCUUCAUUGUAUGCGACAUGGGAGGUGGAACUGUUGAUCUUAUUGCAUAUCAGAUUGCGAGCGUUCAACCGACAAUCAUCGAAGAAGCCACAGUAGGCAACGGUGCCCAGUGUGGUGGUAGCUUUGUUGACCGUGCAUUUCUCCAAUGGCUUGAGCGCCGUCUAGGUACACAAGACUUUGUCAAGAUUGCUGGCUGUCGAAGUGAAGAGAUUCCCCGUACUUCUCUCACGAGGAAGGCGUCCAAGCUUCUUCAAGACUUCACUACGGAAGUCAAGAAUGGCUUUUCAGGAACUCAGUCGAAUUACUUGCUUCUUCCAAACCCGCUGAGUGCUAUUCAUGAUGACGAGAAGAGGGGAAUCAGCGAUGGAGAGCUGAGAAUCACAGCUGAUGAUACACGAGCUAUGUUUGAUGUAUGCAUCCAUCAAGUAUAUGAGUUGAUUCAACAGCAAAUUCAGCGCACCCGCAUGAACAAGAUGAAGAUCAAGUAUAUAUUCAUGGUUGGUGGUUUCUCAGAAUCGCCAUACAUGUUCGCCAAGAUCAAAGACUUCGCAGAGAUGCACGAGAUACAAGCAAUUCGACCUCCACAUGCUUGGUCGGCUAUAGUUCGAGGCGCUGUAGCCAAAGGUCUUGAGGAAAGCAGUGGUGCAGUCUUGAAGCGAAAGAGCCGUCGAUACUACGGUACAAGUUGUAGUCGGUCUUUCAAUAUCUUUUUCCAUGAUGAAGCCGACGCCUACAUCGACAAGCAUGACGGCAUGAAGAUGGCAAGCCACCAAAUGAAAUGGCUAAUUAACAAAGGGCAAGACCUACUUGCAUCGAAGGCAAUGCAUGCAUCUGUGGAUUUGAUAGCCAAAUGGUGGCCAGUCCAUCGCGUCGCCGUGCUCACAUAUGACAUGAGCGACUUGUCUGAGAACGACAUGUGCAGGCGCAUCAGCCCAUCUGGUCGCCUGUACUACUCUGCUCGCUGCACCGUGAAUAUAUGUCUGCAGUCUUGCCUGGAGUUUUAUGUCACGGUCAAGGGCAAGAAGUUCGGCUCCCUGACUGUUAGUUACGAUUGA